UAUUUUUCUGAGGUCCCAUUCGUUCCUUGGGCUUUGCUUCGUUGUCACCAUCAUCAAAAUUCACACACACCCAAACCCAUUUUUAGAGAGAGAGAGAGAGAGAGAGAGAGAGAGGUAUGGAGAAUGAUGUGGUUAAGGUUGAGGUGAGGAGAGAAGAGGAGAAGGACAAGGUGGGAACCAUGGCUAAGGAGGAGGAGGAGGUGGGGUCCAGCCUGACCAUGGAGAGGGUGGCUGCGGCUAAGCAGUAUAUAGAGAGUCACUACAAGGCUCAGAUGAAGCACAUCCAAGAACGCAAGGAGAGGCGCUCAGUGCUGGAAAGGAAGUUAGCAUCUUCGGAUGUUUCAGAAGAGGAGCAAGUCAAUAUACUGAAGGAAUUGGAGCGUAAAGAGACUGAGUACAUGCGACUUAAACGGCACAAGAUAUGUGUGGAUGACUUUGACCUUCUGACCAUCAUUGGGAGAGGGGCCUUUGGAGAGGUUAGACUGUGUCGAGAGAAGAAAUCAGGCAACAUCUAUGCCAUGAAGAAGUUAAAGAAGUCAGAAAUGCUUAGCAGGGGACAGGUUGAACAUGUUAGAGCUGAAAGAAAUUUGCUUGCAGAAGUUGCCAGUCACUUCAUUGUGAAACUCUACUAUUCCUUUCAAGAUGCUGAAUUCUUGUAUCUAAUUAUGGAAUAUCUUCCUGGUGGUGACAUGAUGACUUUGCUCAUGAGAGAAGAAACUUUGACUGAAAUUGUUGCUAGAUUUUACAUUGCUCAAAGUGUUCUGGCCAUAGAGUCUAUUCAUAAACAUAACUAUGUUCACAGAGAUAUAAAACCUGACAACCUCUUGUUGGAUAAAUAUGGUCACAUGAAGCUCUCUGAUUUUGGCCUCUGCAAGCCUCUUGACUGCUCCAAUUUAUCUUCUAUAAAUGAAAAUGAAGUCCUGGAUGAUGAGAACUUGAAUGAUACAAUGGAUAUUGAUGGAUGCUUUUCAGAUACUAAAACUGGGAGACGGUGGAAAAGCCCCCUUGAACAACUUCAGCAUUGGCAGAUGAACAGGAGGACAUUGGCUUAUUCAACAGUCGGCACUCCAGAUUAUAUUGCUCCGGAAGUAUUGCUAAAGAAAGGAUAUGGUGUGGAGUGUGACUGGUGGUCGCUUGGUGCAAUAAUGUAUGAGAUGCUGGUUGGCUAUCCCCCAUUUUAUUCCGAUGAUCCAGUAACAGCUUGCAGAAAGAUUGUGCACUGGAAACAUCAUUUAAAAUUUCCAGAUGAGGCAAGAUUGACACCUGAAGCAAAGGAUCUGAUCUGUAGAUUGCUUUGUGAUGUUGAACAUAGGCUUGGCACUGGAGGGGCAGACCAAAUUAAAGCUCAUCCCUGGUUCAAAGAUGUGGUAUGGGACAAACUCUAUGAAAUGGAGGCAGCAUUUAAGCCAGAGGUCAAUGGGGAACUUGAUACACAAAAUUUUAUGAAAUUCGAUGAGGUGAAAAAUCCAACACCAUCAAGAGCUGGAUCCGGACCUAUGAGGAAGAUGCAUUUGACUCCUAAAGAUCUUAAUUUUGUUGGCUAUACAUACAAGAACUUUGAUGCUGUCAAAGGGUUGCAUAAUACUUUUGAUUUGAAGAGGAGCACAUCACCAAAGCGGACAUCAACUGACUCUUUCCUCAGUGACUCUGCAGUGGACUUCUCUGCUGCUGACGACUUGGAUGCAAAGCUGCUUGCAGCAUCUGGGGAUUCCAUGUCACAGUGAAGAGUAACUGACCCUCACCAUGUAAAAGAAAAAACAUCUUGAUUCUUGUGGAAUAGAUGGACAGGCCCUCUUAUGAAGAUGGACUUCUAAGUGUACAGUAAUGUUGAGGAACUUGAAGAAUACCCUUCGAUGGGUUGGUUGGUAGCAUUAGUAGUAGUUAUAAUUGGAAAGUUUUUGUAUCAAGUAGGAAUCUUGAAAUCAUGUUCAGGUCCUGACUACCCAGGUUGGCGGACUAUGCCUUCUCUUGCGGCAGUUUCUGGCGCCUUUUUUCUUUUCUUUUUAAGUUUUGUUCUACUUCAUUGUAGUCUAGGAGCCUGUAAAAUGCUUUAUGGGUGUAUUGAAGAUAAACAUUCUGAAUCUGAAAACUGGUAUUGUAUAAAGGACAGCCUAGGGCUCUGGUGAGCAGAUAUGAAAUCAAGUUUUUACUUCCAAAAAUUGAAUAAUAAUGUCUUUAACUCUUGAAAUGGACAAA
Molecule: messenger RNA, 2196 nt
Organism: Quercus robur (English oak)
Lineage: Eukaryota; Viridiplantae; Streptophyta; Magnoliopsida; Fagales; Fagaceae
Exons: 14
Coding region: 117-1724 (535 amino acids)
Biological process (GO): peptidyl-serine phosphorylation; intracellular signal transduction
Molecular function (GO): protein serine/threonine kinase activity; ATP binding
Source: RefSeq, a predicted model, not a curated record